Molecule: messenger RNA, 3669 nt
Organism: Betta splendens (Siamese fighting fish)
Lineage: Eukaryota; Metazoa; Chordata; Actinopteri; Anabantiformes; Osphronemidae
Gene: slc17a7a
Product: solute carrier family 17 member 7a
Exons: 13
Coding region: 97-1842 (581 amino acids)
Biological process (GO): synaptic transmission, glutamatergic; transmembrane transport; monoatomic anion transport
Cellular component (GO): excitatory synapse; synaptic vesicle membrane
Molecular function (GO): L-glutamate transmembrane transporter activity; neurotransmitter transmembrane transporter activity
Source: RefSeq, a predicted model, not a curated record
AGAGAGAGAGAGAGAGAGAGAGAUCUUUGCGCGCUCGCGCUGGGCAGGAGUGCGCGCGGGACAUCAGCACACCGGCCGGGUCAAGGAGCUGCAAGGAUGGAGAUCCGACCAGACAGGAUCAAGGCGGUCGCGGGCAAAACUCUGGGAAAAAUUCACAGGCUGAUUGAGAAGCGGCAGCCCAAUGGGGAGACCAUCGAGUUGUCGGCGGAGGGCCGUCCGGAGCUGGUGGAGGAGAAGGAGAUGCCCAUGGUGGACUGCACCUGCUUCGGCCUGCCCAGGCGCUACAUCAUCGCCAUCCUGUCCGGCCUGGGCUUCUGCAUCUCCUUCGGCAUCCGGUGCAACCUGGGCGUGGCCAUCGUCAGCAUGGUCAACGACCACACCGUGUACAAGGGCAACAAGGAAGUGCUCGUGGCUGCACAGUUCACCUGGGACCCGGAGACGGUGGGGAUGAUCCACGGCUCCUUCUUCUGGGGCUACAUCGUCACACAGAUUCCCGGAGGGUUUAUAUGUCAAAAGUUUGCAGCCAACAGAGUGUUCGGCUUCGCCAUCGUGGCCACGUCCACCCUCAACAUGCUGAUCCCGUCGGCCGCCCGCUGCCAUUACAGCUGCGUCAUCCUGGUGAGGAUCUGCCAGGGCCUCGUGGAGGGCGUCUCGUACCCGGCCUGCCACGGGAUCUGGGCCAAGUGGGCGCCUCCUCUGGAGAGAAGCCGAUUGGCGACUACAGCCUUCUGUGGCUCCUACGCUGGGGCUGUGGUGGCCAUGCCUUUAGCUGGGAUACUGGUGCAGUACACUGGGUGGCCUUCAGUGUUCUACGUCUACGGCAGCUUUGGGAUAUUCUGGUAUUUGUUCUGGAUCCUGGUGUCGUACGAGAGUCCCGCGGCGCAUCCCACCAUCUCACCGGAGGAGAGGAAGUACAUCGAGGACGCGAUCGGAGAGUCUGCAUCGUUUCUCAAUCCUCUGCAUAAAUUUAAAACCCCGUGGAGACACUUCUUCACCUCCAUGCCGGUUUACGCCAUCAUCGUGGCCAACUUCUGCCGAAGCUGGACUUUCUACCUGCUGCUCAUCAGCCAGCCGGCCUAUUUUGAAGAAGUCUUUGGCUUUGAGAUCAGCAAGGUGGGCAUGGUGUCAGCGUUGCCCCAUCUGGUGAUGACAAUCAUUGUGCCUGUCGGAGGCCAGUUGGCAGAUUAUCUGAGGAGCCACAACCUGAUGUCCACCACCAACGUCCGGAAGCUCAUGAACUGUGGGGGCUUUGGAAUGGAGGCCACCCUCCUGCUGGUGGUGGGAUAUUCUCACACGAAAGGCGUUGCCAUUUCCUUCCUGGUCCUCGCUGUGGGUUUCAGUGGAUUCGCCAUCUCAGGGUUCAAUGUCAAUCAUUUGGAUAUUGCCCCUCGAUACGCCAGCAUCCUGAUGGGCAUCUCAAACGGGGUCGGGACAUUAUCUGGAAUGGUGUGUCCUCUAAUAGUCGGGGCCAUGACCAAACACAAGACACGCGAGGAGUGGCAGUAUGUCUUCCUCAUAGCGUCCCUCGUCCAUUACGGAGGGGUCGUAUUCUAUGGAAUCUUUGCGUCGGGCGAGAAGCAGACCUGGGCGGACAUAGAGGACACGAGUGAGGAGAAGUGUGGCAUCAUCAAUGAGGACGAGCUGGCCAACGAGACGGAGGAGCUGUACCGCGGCGGUGGGCAGUACGGCGCCAUGAGCCAGCCCGUGGUGGGCUCUAACGGGGGCGGAGGGGGGGCCGGGCCGGGCUGGGUGACGGACUGGGACAAGUCGGAGGAGUACGUGCAGCCGCCCGGAUACAACUCUUACAUGUACGGAGGAGGCGCCGAGAAGGAGCUGACAUAAAAUCAGCGCCACGCAGUUUUUAAAAUAUUUAGUAUUAAAAGGAAACGAUUGUGUUUUUGGAAAAGGAGUGCGUGUCGCCGCGAUGCCCAAAGGACCCGCUGUGUGCUUGCGUGCACAGAUCAAACGUGUACAUCUGAUUCAUUCCAUUGUGUGAGUGUGUGUGUGUGUGUGUAGGUACAGUAAGCAUGUGUAUGAUGGUGUGAGUGCUCUAUGUACAACUCCCAGACUUCCCUCCUGCUCCUGAGCUUGUGAUGGCGGUCACGCGCUGGGUUUCCACCGCAUCCCCCAGGAGAUUGUGUGUCUGUGUGUGUGUGGGCGGCACCGGUAGCCCCGACGGAGGCAACGGGUUUGGUCAAAUUACUGAAUACAACGUGUGACUCCCCUACAAAUGCCUAAUUAAUCUGCUUAUUGUGUUGCCCUUAAGACACAGGCACAAAAGAAAUCAUGAUAGUCAUAUUGUAAAAUCGUGCACAAACUAAAAGCCGGUGCGUUUGAGCAACUUUGUUCCGAUGCAUCGACUUGAAUUUAAUAAACUAAGCAGUAUUGAGUUUCUAAGAUGUGUGUGCAUGUGAUAAUUUACAAGGGUCUAUUCAUGUGUUCAGAACAGGUCUUGAGUUUUUCAGAGACUAAAAAGGUGCUUAAGUGUCGUAUCCGUCCAUGUUUGUGAUGCUUUUCUUUUAACAGGCUGCCCUUAAUGUGUGCGUGUGCAGAAACAGGCACGUGUUUGUUUGUGCACGGAGCUGCGUGUGGCUUGUAGCGGCACCUCACCUGGGUCUGACCUAUCUAGGUCACGCUCAGACAGGCGUGUGGGUCAGAAGGUCCGUGCCCUGGCUUUGUGCAUCCACUGGUGACGUGGCCCACGGUGACUCUGCUCAGUUGCCUGCGUUCUCUGCUUUCCUCUGUUCAACCGUCGUUCCCAUCCGCCGCUGCUGUUCCACGUCUUUAACGUCGUCCGUGGUGUCUGAGCUCCGGGAGCCGUCUGUGCUGUGAUGGAUGCAGGUGCAGCGAGCACGGUUUAAUGAGCACGGCAUCAUCCCUUCACCUUUUCGCACACAGGCUGCUAAUCUCUGCACGGUGAAGUGCACAGUGUGCACGGGAAGUGGUGGCACAACGGUAUUUACGUGCCUGUAGGAGCGGAGUGCACCUGUGGUGUGCAUGAAAUUAGGCUGCGAUCAGCAAGCGUUUGUCUUUUCGUUAUCAGAGGGUGUGUUAAGGUGCACGAACAGGUCAACCACAUUAGCUCCUUUAAUGCCCUUUAAGAUCAGUUCUCCUCCAUCCUAAUGCAGCUGCGUCUCAUACAAGAGGGAAAUUGCAUAUCACAUGUUGUGUAAGCUGGUUCUGCAUUGUGUUUGUACUUACGCAUAGUUAUUUAUUUCAAGUAAACUUGCAGGUGUCUCUGUUCAGUUAAAGAAUCAAUUUCUGUCAAUCAAACGGGAGGUUUGUGAUUUGAAUGUGAAAAGGGUUUCUGUGAAUCGGAAGUGGGUUUAUUAAUCAAAUGUGUUGGUAUAUGUUGGUAAAUUAUUUUAAAAAGUGAAGGCAACUAACAUUUUGUUUUAAGGGUAAUGUCUAAAAUGACAUGAAUGGUUAUCAAUGUGAUUUUUAUUUUUAGUGUUGUAACAAUGUAUUUUAAAUCAAGUUUCUUCUUUGUCUCAGUUCAGACUGUUCCAAUGUUGUCUUCCUCCUUCUUGAUGAAAUGUGCGAUUAACAGAUGGGAAUAAAUGUAAAGAUUUUAAAAGGAAUAGAUAAUAUUGUGGAAAUAUUGUGUGUAUAAAAGAUGUAUAUGUGAGAUAUCCUUGUGUAUAAUAAAAUUUAAACAAUUUAAAAAUA